UCUGUACUAGAAAAUGGAUGCUGCUGAACAAAAGCAGAAACGAGUUCCUAUGUUGAGGCCUGGCUGUGGAUCAAAAGGGCAGAAAAUUCGACUAUUAACCAAUCACUUCGAUGUCAAGAUUGACAAUACUGAUUACUACUUCUUCCAAUACUCUGUUGCCCUUUACUAUGAAGAUGGAAAACCAGUUGAAGCAAUGAAGGGUGUAGGAAGAAAAGUAAUGGACAAGAUCAAAGAAACAUAUAGCUCUGAGUUGGAUGGCAAGGAAUUCGCUUAUGAUGGUGAGAAGACCUUGUUUACUGUCGGUUCCCUUCCAAGAAAGAAGUUGGAGUUUACUGUCCUGCUCGACAAGGUCUCAUCUGAAAGGACGGAUGGUAAGAGCAGCCCGGGAGGCAAUGAGAGUGAUAAAAAGAGAAGAAAGCGCGUAUCUCAAAGCAAGACUUUUAAGGUGGAGAUCAGUUAUUCAACAGAAAUCCCAAUUAAGGCAAUAAGUGAUGCUCUCCAUGGUAUAGAAUCUGAGGACUUCCUUGAUGCUGUCCGGGUUCUGGACAUAGUACUGAGGCAACAUGCUGCAAAUAAGGGGUGCCUUUUGGUGAGGCAAUCAUUCUUUCAUGACAAUAAAAGGAACUUUGAUGUCCUUGGAAGGGGUAUUCUUGGUUGCAGGGGAUACCAUUCAAGUUUUCGAGCCACUCAAAGUGGACUGUCUUUGAACAUGGAUGGGACGCUUACAACGAUUGUUAAGCCUGGACCAUUGCUAGAUUUUCUCCUAGACAACCAGGAUAUACAAUAUUCAUACGAGAUUGAUUGGGUGAAGGCUAAGCGCACUCUGAAAAAUCUGAGAGUAAGAGUAGCACCCGCCAAUACUGAGUGGAGAAUCUGUGGAUUGAGUGAAGAUAUUUGCAGAAAACAGAGGUUCACACUGAGGAGGAGAUCAGCUGAAAUAGAUGGAGAGAAUUUUGUGGAAACUGAACCAACAAUUUCAGAAUAUUUUGCUAAAUAUCGAGAUAUAAAUCUAGAGUACUCAGGAGACUUACCUUGUGUUAAUGUGGGUAAACCAAAGAGGCCAAUUUACAUACCAAUCGAGCUGUGUUCGUUGCUUCCGCUACAGAGGUACACUAAAGCAUUAACUGUUCGUCAGCGAUCUUCAUUGGUAGAAAUAUCAAGGCAGAAGCCACAAGAAAAAAUAAGGACCCUCACAGAUGCAUUGAGGAUAAGUAAUUAUGCUGCUGAGCCACUCCUACGUACCUGUGGCAUCACAAUCAACAACGAAUUUAUGCAAGUUGAAGGCCGUGUUUUGGCUGCUCCCGAGCUGGAAUUUGGUGAUGGGGAAGAUUUUCCAAGAAAUGGACGUUGGAUUGUAAAGGACAAGAAAUUUUCAAAUCCCGUUACAAUUAAAGACUGGGUGGUAGUGAACUUCUCUGCACGCUGUAACAUAUUCGACCUUUGCAGAGACCUGGUGAAGUGUGGGGAAAUGAAGGGCAUUGAGAUCCCUAAGUUUCCAUUGUAUACUUUUGAGGAGGAUCCACAGUAUAGGCGAGCACCACCUCCUGUUCGAGUGGACAAAAUGGCUGAUCAAGUGAUGUCACGACUACAUGAUAAACCCCCUACUAUUAUUCUGUGUGUCUUUGCUGAUAGGAAAAAUUCUGAAAUAUAUGGCCCUUGGAAAAAGAAAGCCCUUCUUGAACUUGGAGUUGUUAGUCAAUGCUUGGCACCUCAACGAGCCAAUGAGCAGUACCUCACCAAUCUUCUGCUUAAGAUUAAUGCCAAACUAGGCGGAGUGAAUCAUCGGCUUGCAGUUGAGCGUAACAUUCCUGUGCUCAUUGAUAAGCCUAUAAUCUUCGGAAUGGAUGUCUAUCAUGGCUCUCCUGGCCAGUCUGGAGUUCCAUCUAUUGCUGCUGUUGUGAGUUCUAGGCCCUCAUCAAUAUAUCGGUACAGAGCAUCUGUCCGUUCUCAGUCCCCAAAGGUUGAAAUGAUAGAAUCAUUGUACAAGCCUUUGCCUACAGGAGAAGACGGAGGCAUUAUCAGAGAGCUUCUGGAGGAAUUCUACAAAAGUUCACGCCCCCCAGUUAAGCCAUCACAAGUCAUAGUAUUUAGGGAUGGAGUGAGUGAGUUGCAAUUCAAGCAGGUCCUCAACAUAGAGUUUGAACAGAUUCUUCAGGCAUGCACAGCCCUUGAUGAAAGUUGGUCUCCUAAGUUCACCAUAAUCAUUGCUCAGAAAAAUCAUCAUACCAAGUUUUUCCAACAAGAAAGACCUAAAGACAAUGUACCACCUGGUACUGUGGUUGACAGCAAAGUCUGCGAUCCUCGAUACUAUGAUUUCUACAUGUGUGCGCAGAAUGGGAUGAUUGGCACAAGCAGGCCAACUCACUACCAUGUUCUGCUUGAUCAGAAUGCCUUUACAGCAGAUGAGCUGCAAGAGUUGAUUCACUCUUUAUCCUAUGUGUACCAGAGGAGCACUACUGCUAUAUCUAUUGCUGCACCAAUUCGAUAUGCCCAUCUGGCAGCCUCCCAAGCAUCUCAUUUCCUGAAGUAUGAAGACCUGUCAGAAACAUCAUCGGGUCAUGGAGGUGUGACUUCUGCUGGAAAUCCUCCUGUUCCUGAGCUCCCCAAGCUGCAUAACAGAGUGUGCAGGUCCAUGUUCUUCUGCUAGUCAUACCUGUAAAAAGAAUGAUCUGAAACACUACUAGCCCCUCGGUUUACCCUGAAGUGUGUAGGAUAUUAGGAUAUUUCGAUGACC
Messenger RNA from Chenopodium quinoa (quinoa), 2734 nucleotides. RefSeq names its product protein argonaute 4-like. Gene Ontology annotation, biological process: regulatory ncRNA-mediated post-transcriptional gene silencing. The transcript is spliced from 22 exons. NCBI's taxonomy places the organism in Eukaryota, Viridiplantae, Streptophyta, Magnoliopsida, Caryophyllales, Amaranthaceae. Gene Ontology annotation, molecular function: RNA binding; protein binding. Gene Ontology annotation, cellular component: cytoplasm. The record is from RefSeq and is a predicted model, not a curated record. Bases 14 to 2647 code for a protein of 877 amino acids.